Molecule: messenger RNA, 1798 nt
Organism: Athene cunicularia (burrowing owl)
Lineage: Eukaryota; Metazoa; Chordata; Aves; Strigiformes; Strigidae
Gene: SRRD
Product: SRR1 domain containing
Exons: 8
Coding region: 1-966 (321 amino acids)
Biological process (GO): microtubule-based process
Cellular component (GO): cytoplasm; nucleus
Source: RefSeq, a predicted model, not a curated record
AUGCCAGGGCAAACAGGGAGCUUGUGGCGGAGCCAGGAGUGGGGCCCAUUCCACAGAUCCCGGUGCAGCGCGUCCUCCCGCCCGCCCCAGCCUUGCUGCGGGCAGGGGAAUGGCAGCGGCUCUGCCGUGGGCUCUGCCUUUGGUCCUGAAGGUGGAAAAUGCACCAGGGAACUGGCUUCCUGCGUGCGCCCCGUCUUCCACCCCAAAGAGGGUCCCCAUGGUCUGAAGACCCCCAGCAACUGUGAGCUGGUGGUGGGGGGCGAGCCGCAGUGCUGGGCCGAGGGCCGCUGCCUGCUCUUCGACGACUCCUUCCUGCACACGGCGUUCCACGAAGAAUAUCCGAAGUGCAUGAUUUCUACACGCAUCGAGUAUCUGGAAGCCGACCCUGAGGGAGCAGGCUGGCUUGGUAACUGUCUUACGAGCACACAACCACCUCCCAAAACACCCAGCGAGGAGACGGCAGGAUCUCCCUCGGGGGAGCGGAGCAGCCGGGAGGUGCCUGGCAGCCCUGCCUGCGUUUCGCGGCUGCUCCUGGAGAACGAGGAGGGGAAACACGCCGUGGAGGGCUCGGCCACGCUGUUCUACAUGGUGCACUGCGGGAAGGCCCUGUACAACAACCUGCUCUGGAGGAACUGGUCUGCGGGGGCCCUGGCCAGGAUGGUCAUCGUCGGCAACAGCUUUAAGGGAAUCGAGGAAAGAUUGUUGUCAAGAAUAUUGGAGAGAGAUUAUUCUUACAUAGCAAAGGUCUUGAAAGGGACGGAGGAAGUAGCACUCCCCGCUCACCCUCGGUACCUGGACACCUUUAACGACACCUCUGUCCACUGGUUCCCCCCGCAAAAACUGAAGGAACUGUCCCCCGAGGUCUGGGACUUCAGGGAGGAGCCGACGUACAAAGACUGCGAGGACUUGGAGAUCAUCAGGAGGGAGGAGAGCGCUGGCGGGCGCAGUCCUGCUGCAGAGUCCUGAGCGUGCCACGGCGGGGGGCUGGGGGCCGCGGCUCUUCCUCCCCCCGCGGCUCCUGCGCAGCUGUGGAGCUCAGGCACCGGCCGUGUCCUCGUGCUUGGCCUGAAGUGGCAGCACCCGAACACUGAGCGUGCUGGGACGUUUUUGUAUCUUAUUUAAUAAAAGGCAAAGCUGUGCUCUGACUUGCACUCACUUCACUAUGGCAAACACAUUUAACUAAAAGCUGGCUUUUAAACCAUCCCUGCUGCAGAAGGAUUGCUCUUUUGGUCCCCUCCCCUUUCAGGAACAGGUGAUGUACUGUGCACACGCUGAAGCAUCAGGAGGGGGAAAUUACUUGAGAGGGGUUUGUAGUUUUCAGGUAGCAGUGUCUGGUUCCAAAUGCUGGCUUGGAAAAGCUUUCUGCCAGGGAGGGCCUUCAGCUGCCCUGUGCUGCUGAAAUCAGCGCUUUGUUCUGGGGAGAAUCAGGUUAUCUUCCAGGGGGAACAAAGCUGUGGUUUCUCUCCCUCACCUCUGCGCCCUGAAGUGCUGUGGUCCCGCAACAAAACUGAAUUUGCAGGGAAAAACAGGCCAGGUCCCAGCUCUGCCUGGACAGGGCAGAGGGCCCCCGGCACGGCCCCCAGCACACCCGCAGAGGUGGGACCAGCCCUGGCUGGGCACAGUGGAGAUGUACUCGCUGCGCGGGGCAGGAACUCACUGCCAGAGUGGAGCAGGGGCAAGCUGUGACACCUCUGUCAUGGGAAUCCUCUGGGCCUGGGCCAGCCUGGCCCUCACUCGCCUGCUGUGGGCACAGUCACAUCCUGCAGUCCCUUCGAAGCUGGUGAUCAACCUCUAUCAC